This is a messenger RNA of Racocetra persica, 570 nucleotides long. The record is from the annotation of a GenBank genome assembly. Lineage: Eukaryota; Fungi; Glomeromycota; Glomeromycetes; Diversisporales; Gigasporaceae.
AUGGCAUUUUUAGUCACACCAAAAUUUAUUAAAAAUGUUUUUCAACUUCGCAAACAAAUAAAAGACACCUUAGUAAUAAAAAUUCGAAUCACGAAUGACACGAUUAUGUGUUAUGAUCAUGAAGGUGAGCCUGUUUCCUUAAUACUAUCCGAGGAUCUUACCACCAUUCCAUUAGAACAAGUCCGAAUGUCAUUGUAUUUAGAUGAUUUAAAAAGAACUGAUAUCUCUACCAGGAACAAGAUGCAUCAAAAUCGUCUUGACCAGGUCUCUCUUCUUCAAUAUUAUUAUCUUUUGGGGGAAUGGUUGGAAGCUCAGUUUUGGAGUUCAGCUGCCAAAAAGAUUAUCCAAAUCAAUUUUUCUACCAGUGCUUAUCGUUAUACAUGGAAGGCAGCUUUACGCGUAUAUCAAUUGUAUCAUGCCCGGGGCACUCAUAACCUUCUUACUGUUCAAAAUAUUACUGCCAAUGCUUUAUUACGAUUGUCAGAAGAAAAUUUUAAAACAUUGGUAGAAGAAGCUCGAUUAAUUAGAGCAGCUGAAGUCGAUUAUAUUCUAGAGUUUGCUCAGGAAUAA